Galendromus occidentalis (western predatory mite) is the source of this 2332-nucleotide messenger RNA. Its product is annotated as calcitonin gene-related peptide type 1 receptor. The transcript is spliced from 13 exons. Gene Ontology annotation, molecular function: G protein-coupled peptide receptor activity. NCBI's taxonomy places the organism in Eukaryota, Metazoa, Arthropoda, Arachnida, Mesostigmata, Phytoseiidae. Gene Ontology annotation, cellular component: plasma membrane. The record is from RefSeq and is a predicted model, not a curated record. Gene Ontology annotation, biological process: adenylate cyclase-modulating G protein-coupled receptor signaling pathway; cell surface receptor signaling pathway.
AAUCUUGUGCUGUGGCUCCUUGCAGCAAAGAGUUGUUUGAGCCGAUUGCACGUUUGUGUCAAGCACCGACCGCUCACCAUCGAAGCGAACAAAGUGACAAGUAGUACCUUCAGACUGAUGUCGUAGGGAAUGAGUGGCUUCAUUCAGAACGAUGGCAACCUACGGUUUCUUGAUAUACGGCCUCAUAUCCGCAAUACAAGCAGGGGCUCUGGCUCAACGUCGAUGUUCAUUCGACCCCGCCUGGAAUCCAAUGCUCCGAUCCGCGACGGUCAAGGAGAACGCUCGCGUCUGCUCGGUUCGCAACCGCUUCUUUUAUGAUGACACCGCCGAUUUCCACUUGCAUACGGCCGCAGAAUGUUUCUUCUACACGAACGCCAAGCAUCUGAAACGGCGGCCUUGUCUCGCCAUACCGUUCGUAUGUCUGAACGGAGACGCGCGGAGCUUCAACGAAGGCGAUUGUCAUAUACCGGAAACGGAAGAAAAAUCCAGUACCCUCUUCCGCGCGGUAGAGAGCAUCUCUGGAGCAGGUCUACGAUGGGUAUCCUGUGUCAAGCACGCUGUCGAAUGUUGCCAGCGGACUCAGACGCGUUUGGGAGCUACACCACAAGGGCACUGUCCAGGUACCUGGGACGGUUUGACAUGUUUCGAAGAUGCGCCUGCGAACUCCACGGUCGGAAUGCCGUGUCCUGGAUUCCUGUACGCCUCUGCGCCGAAAUGUACAUACGUAUCAACGAGGCGGUGUCUAUCAGACAGUACUUGGUACCGGAGAAACACGACAAAUAACGAAGAGUACACGGACUACAGCGGCUGUACGCCCAAGGAAGGAAAAGGUGAAAUCGCCAGCGUGUACUAUUUCGCUAUUGUGCUGUUCACGCUAAGCGUCGUGUUCUGCUUACCAGCAAUAGUGAUAUUCAGCUACUUCCGCUCGCUACAAUGUCAACGGAUUACCAUGCACAAACACUUAGUCACAUCGGUGAUGCUAUCAUCUCUCAUGCAACUCAUAGAUCAUUGCGUACUCACUCUUCCUGAAGUCUCUCAACAGGGAUCCACCGAAAGUGAGUGACGAAACGGCUCAAUUACUUUCUAGUGGUGGUGCAAGCUCUUGCAAGUGCUCCAGAAGUAUUUUUGGUGCUCUCAAUACACUUGGAUGCUGUGCGAAGGAUUCUAUCUGUAUACUCUCGUAACACAAGCAUUCGUGAGCUAUUCAACCUUGGCUAAGUACUACGUUCUCGGUUGGGGAAUGCCCGCGCUCUUCGUGCUCAUCUACGCCGUCUGUAGUGCGGUGUUUGCUAAUGCUGAUUGCUGGCGGUCCAUAACAAUUUACGACUAUAUCGUAACGGGUCCUGCCACGCUUUGCCUCAUGCUGAACGUUGUUUUCAUGAUCCGAGUGGUGUUCGUAAUCGCUGGGAAGCUACAGGGUCCAGAGAAUGCGGAAAACUUCCAGGAAAACAAUCUCAGACGGAUAUUCCGCGCUUGCCUCAUUCUGAUACCGCUGUUCGGAGUGCACUUCGUGGUCUCGAUAUUCGCCUCGGGAGCCGCCUGCGCGAACAAACUCCUCACGUCCUACAUAUCCUGGUUCUGCGUAAGCUCUCAGGGAGUUUUCGUUUCACUCGUGUUGUGUUAUCUCAACGGGGAGGUUCAAUAUCAGCUCAAGAAGGCAUAUUACCGUCUAACGGAUCAACGUCAGUUCGAGCUCGUGAUGCAGAAGCCCAGUGCUGAUGCAAGGAUGUCGAUGAUCACGAUGCAUAGCGACGCUUCGUCGGGCUUGCUCCACAGGGCGUCCAUCGUCUAGCUUGCAAACUCGAAAUGACAGCUAGUGGGUGAGCUCAAAUGAAAAACUGCUCGAGUCCCCUCGAAUCGCAGAACUUCAAAUCCGAGUCACAGAAUAGACAUCCUCCAGCCGGAAGGAGGGAGAUGCUCACAUUGUUUCAGUUCAAGGCGAUCUCAAUUGGUGGCCCUUCGUAAUUAAGGAUCGUAUAUCCGGAUUUAGCAGAUUAGGAAAAUCGUAUGGAAUCAUUAUUGUAAUAUUUUGGAGAACUUUUCGAGAGCUCUAGUCAAUGUUGAUAGUCAAAGAUUGUCAUGAUGAGAAUAAUCCAGAGGAGGACCCAUUUUCCUUCCCUCAUGCUCCAGUGGAGUUAGAAGCGGUCGAUGCCGGUCGUUGUGUUCCGAAACGAACGAUGAUCGUCGACGUCCGGAAUUCGUCAUACUCCAGACCUUUCAGCACCCGUUUGGGAAUUGAGGUAACCGGGACGAAUCGCCCAUGAACCCUUGGGUACACCAUUGUGAUGAUAACGACGAGAGAGAAUGAUUUCACAUCAUAAACAAGGUUAAU